UAUGUCAAUUGCUACGGCCUACUGCAAACAUCUGAGUAAUUUGUAAUGUCGCCUGACAGAUCGAUUCCCAAUCUCUCUGACCCACCGGAAUGUCUUUUCUCCUUGGAGUUGCUGGUGGAUGAAGUGCGGCUUCACUGCGCAUCCAUUACUGCUGGGGAGAAGCCGCUUCCAGCCGUGGCGUUCCGGUUGUUAGAUUUCCCUACUACUUUGCUGUACCCGGGGCCUAGGGAAGAAGCUGAAGAUGGGGAGGAGGAGGACCCGCGGCUUCUUCGUUUGUCAUUCGCUCGGGGCAAGUCAUGUUUGUUCCGUUUGCCCUUGCCCUCCCUGCAUAGGCUGCUGUCACACACCCCGCUCUACGUUCUGUUGCUGGACCUACGACCCCAGCUCCCUCUGCUACUGGGCAGCUGCCUCAUAUCACUGGCGGAUACUGUAAGACUCCUAAAAGAAGAGGCAGAACACGGAUGUCAGGGUCUCCCCGCUCCCUGUUGGAAAGGAGCAAAAGGGAAGCACUGCUUGCACGACUUGAUGGGUCGCAGCAUAGGCUCUAUCUCUCUUGGGUACCGGCUCCUGUGCCUGGGAGGGAGCAUGGUGGGGCAUGUACCAAUGAGCAUGGACCCAAAAAGCUGUAACGAAUCCAUCAGUGCAGAAAAUACGGUGUCAGAACCAAAACUUCAACAUGAAUCAGCACAACCAAUAUCUGUACAACCCUUGUCUUCUAAAGUAUCAGCACAGCAAGUAAAACAAUCAAACUCAUCAUCAACAGCGAUCCAAUCAGCACUUUCACAAAGAUCUGACAUUGUGAGGGUGAACACUCCAGUAACACAUGUUUUUAAAGAUCUAGUUAAAGAGAAGAUAGAGCAGCCUCCAACAUCUAGCCAAUAUCAGUGCUCUGUUACAACUCAGACUGAGCAGAAAAUAAAGUAUCCAUCAUACACUGAUGUAAAGGCCAAGCUGAGAGAGCUGGAAAAAGAGGCCAAUGUGUUUUGUCCUCCACCACUUUACUUCAGAAGCAGUGCUAACCCCAAACCAGCCAGUGAGCCGACACCCAGAGAAAGCAGAUCAAUUACCAGACCUAUUAUAGAAGAGGAAAUUAUGGUUGAUCAUGUACUUAAUGAAGAUAACACAGAGAAGAUAACCUAUAACAACGCCAGUGCUGUUCCCUAUGACUGUGAGAAGGACAAUGAGAUUCUUCAGCAUCAACAUCAGUCUGGCGGUAACAAUAAAACGAGUCUUAAUCAGUUGCCUUUGCUAAAUGCCUUGUUGGUGGAACUCUCACUUUUAAAUGAACAAAGUUCUUGGAGUAGCCAGCCUGCUGUCCACCCCCAGUUAGCUUGGCUUUAUACAAAUGUUGUAGGUAGUGAAAUCAAUAGACCAGUUCUGCAAGAGAAACUAGCGAAAAAGCCACAAAGCCCAAAGCCAAGGAAAACUAAACAGGACCAUGCAUCAAGAGCCCCCUCUUCUUUGUCACACAAUAUGGAGAAUAAAACCCCUAGCAAUAAGGUUAACAAUAAAAUGUUUUUGAAGGAUGAUGGGCACAGCAGGAAAAAAUUGUUUUAUGGUUUGACAAAUACUCUUAGACUACGUUUACAGCAGACUAACCCCAAUGUUUUAAUGGCACAUGAACAGAGAGAGCAGCACAGGAAGAGACAGAUAGAAAUGACAAAGCAGAAGAAAUGGAGUCACAGAAGUAUAUUGUCAAAAGGUAAAUCCCCUAAGAACUCACCAAAAAAAACAAUUUCCCACAAUCAAAAAUCAAUUGAUGAAAACGUUGAAACACUGAUACAGAGUAGUGAAUUAAGUCACUUGUCAGAGUUUGGUGUUACAGAAAAAGAGCAUCAAUCUAUUGCUGCCCAUAACCAUCAGAGUGGUUUCAAGCAUUUACCAGAAGAAAAAAAUAGCUUUUUAAGCAAUGUUAUAUCUACGUCCCAGAAAGAUUUAGAUCUUGACCUUAAAAUUAAUUUGCCAAGGACAUCAAUACAGCUGUCUGACAGCAGUAACCAUGAAGAUGUGCAUUCCCUUUCCAGCAGUCCUGACCAUCAGCUUUCCUUGGAAAGAGUCCACAGCUUGGAUAAUACAGGGUAUUCAGAUGAUUUUACAAGUGUAGAUUAUACUGGAAGGUAUUCCUCGGCUUUUGAAAGUAGUCCUGAACCAGGAUUGGUUGAUGUAAAAAAUGACUUAUCCCACAGUGAUUCUGAAAAUAGCAAGAACAGCUCUGUCAAUCAUUCUUUAACGCCAAGCCUUUCUGCUCCCGUUCCCAUACUUUCAAAUUCACCUCCUGUGCAAGUUUUCAAAAGAAGAUCAGAGAUAAAUAAGAAACAGGAAAAAAUAAGAUUACCUAUUGAAAUUUCUAAUUAUGAUAUUUCCACUGAGGAUUCAGGAAGGCAAGAAAUAUCACAUACAUGUUAUGAAGUUUUUAGCAGUGAAGAUCUACUUAGGAAAAGGAACAGCCCGGCAGUAUCAUUUGGAGAUUCAGAAAAUGGACGUAAAUCUUGUGAAAAAAGUCUUUCAGUAAUGACCUCACAAGUGAGCUCUUAUUUACCUUCCAAUAUGUCCAACCUGGACAUGAGUGCACUUGAAAGUACAACAUCUGAGCAUUUUAAUGCAGAAACAACCAAUGGGGCGAAUACUUUUUACAAUCAAUACAAAAAUGUAUCAGAACUACAAGUAAACCAGCUGCUUGGUUACACUUUAUAAUUUGUAAUACAGCAGAAGAUUUUUGUUAUGAAGCUGCAUGGUAUUUUUUUUUUAAUACAUAAAACUCAACAAUAUCAUUUUGCAGAGUCCAGAUUUGUUUUUUUUUAUUUAAAUAUUUGAGAAUUUAAUCUCUACAUUGCAGAACAUUUGCAUAUAAAAUAAAUGUUUUACAAAAAUAAACCAAUAUCGUGGAGACAGUCUGUAAAAAGGCUGUUAAGAAUGUUUACCUUAUCUCCUCUCCUCUGGCUGGUUAUUCAGAAUAGUUUAAAAGUGAGAUCUAAAUUCUACUGCCUCUCAGGGGCAAUAGAAAACUUGUUUUUAGAUUUAAAUUACUGGUAAAUGAAAUAAUAAAAAGCACAUUUCAAUGUGUUUUUGAGGUUUGUAAUGUCCAUUUAAAACAAAUAAAGAAUUACAUCCACAAUAAA
Messenger RNA from Bombina bombina (fire-bellied toad), 3119 nucleotides. It is a transcript of the gene MAP10, whose product is annotated as microtubule associated protein 10. Gene Ontology annotation, biological process: cytoplasmic microtubule organization; mitotic spindle midzone assembly; positive regulation of cytokinesis. Lineage: Eukaryota; Metazoa; Chordata; Amphibia; Anura; Bombinatoridae. Gene Ontology annotation, molecular function: microtubule binding. The record is from RefSeq and is a predicted model, not a curated record. The transcript has a single exon. Gene Ontology annotation, cellular component: centrosome; mitotic spindle pole; mitotic spindle midzone. The coding region runs from base 46 to 2694 and encodes 882 amino acids.